UACUUUGGAUACGAUAAGAUAAAUGAUUCGUCAUGACUACUUUUAAUUACUGCGAUUUUGGUCGUCGAUUCAUUUGAACACGAGUGUUGCAGUGUUCAGUAUGUUAUCUUUUUUAAUUUCUGGGUUAAUUCCAGUCGCCUUAGUAUUAUUAUUUAAAUAUGUGAAUAAACGUUAUGAGCCACCGAUAUUUGGUAUAUAUCAGAUGAAGAAUAAGAAUUAUUGGUUUAAGUUUGUGUUUAUGUUCAUUUUAAUAAAGCUUCGACAGCUAUUCAACCACGUGAAACGUUUACUCGAGGUGGAGUCCGGGCGAAGCGCCGACGGCAUUGCGCACGUCCAUCAGCACGAUGUCGCUCUGGAGCAGAAGUAUUUCCUGGGAGAUAACCCACAUGCAAUAGACGCAGUUUACUUCAAUGGUGUAUCUGAGGAUGCAGUCUUUGUGUGUAACAUCGCAAGAAAACAAGGGUUUGUCUGUGACGCUUUGUUAAUGUUGAAGGUGAACGGAGAAGAAUUGCUUUUGCACCCGAAUUUGCCUGAGACGCGUAUGAAUCAGGAACGUAUUGAAGAAGGGGAAUAUAGAGUUCAAGGCAUUGAAAUCAAAACCUUCAUGCCGAUGAGGACUUGGAAGAUUUCCUAUAAUGGAGAACUGAAGUCAAGAAGUAAUCCAGACAAGAGAGUGAAUGUGAAACUAUCAUUGACGUGGAGCGCUCACUUCCCGCCAUUUAACUACGACACGCAGAUAUCAGCGUGGAGUCUGGCCCGCGACAUGGCGCGCGAGCAGUGGUCUGCCACCUACUUCAAACUAAUGAAAAAGUUACAUCAAACGCAUUAUGAACAAAUGGGGUUCAUCAAAGGUACCGUCACUCUGAAUGAUCAAGAGCACGCAAUGAGCAUUCCCUGUGUCAGAGAUCACAGCUUUGGUCCCUUCAGAGACUGGCGCACUUUCCACCGAUACGUUCUGCAUUUCAUUUUUCUAGAAAAUGGAGAUUCAAUAGCUGUAGGCGUAGUAUCACAACCAUCUAUUUUGUCACAUUUGACUAUCGGAUACGUGUGCCGCAAAUUAGACAACCAAAAAGUAUUUCCCGUCGACUCAUGCGACCUGCAACUGUAUCAACAUGGAGAAAAUAAAAUUAUGCCCAAAGACUAUGCGUUUAGUUUUAAUGCAGGUCGACAAUCCUACGUGGUCCGGGUAAGCUUUAAUGACGAAGAGGCGUUUUAUAUUGGAGAUGGAAAGUCUGCUAAAAUUUACGAAAGGUGGUGUGCCGUCGAAGUGAACGAUGUCAAGGGGCGGGCGUGUGUCGAAUGUCAAUAUAAAAACGUCUGAUCAAGAUUUGUAUUACGCAUGUACUUCUAAUAACUUUUUGAUGCAAUAUACAUUGCUAUCUCAGGUCAUCGUAAUACAUACCUGGGAUGGCACAACUUGUGUUCAGUUGGUCCAACCGGAAAACUCUUUCGUAUUGCGAUGUUUAAACAAACGUAGGUAUAUCACACCUUUCACCACGAGAGAUAGGAUCACGGAAGAAAGAUAUAGUACCACAUCCAAAAGUUAUUAGCAGUGCAAGCUCCAGUAUUAUUUGUAGCUUCAUGGUAUAACGUUGUCCACACUGGGUCAAUGAAAGUGUUAUUUCUUUUUAUAAUUCGUGUUAAAAGGAGAUAGAAACAAAUUCGUUUGCUUAAUGGACGUAGUGUUUCACAAGUCUUCAAAAGGAUUUUAAUUAUUGGUAACAUCACUAUAACUUACUAUUUACUCAAAAUCUAUUUGAAUUUACGGUUAUUAUUCGAAUGGAAGAUAUGUUUGCAGCAGAAUAUGAUGUUCAAGGGAUGAGUACGCUAUUUUAAAAUAAAAUAUUGUAUUUACUCAAUUAUGUUGUGA
Molecule: messenger RNA, 1870 nt
Organism: Plodia interpunctella (Indianmeal moth)
Lineage: Eukaryota; Metazoa; Arthropoda; Insecta; Lepidoptera; Pyralidae
Exons: 9
Coding region: 101-1321 (406 amino acids)
Source: RefSeq, a predicted model, not a curated record